This is a messenger RNA of [Candida] anglica, 1731 nucleotides long. The record is from the annotation of a GenBank genome assembly. Lineage: Eukaryota; Fungi; Ascomycota; Pichiomycetes; Serinales; Debaryomycetaceae.
AUGUCCAAGUACAUCAACUAUAUUCUUACUCCAAUAUGGGGAGGUGAAAAACAGGACCCUGUCGAUUCAUACGCCUCUGACAACGAUUCAGAACAUCAGCUUUCUAUCGGGGCACCUGUCGAAACUGUCAACCCCUUGGGUUACAACUUGGACUAUGUCACCGCAUACUUUAUGGUGCUUCAGGGUAUGAUUGGAACUGGUAUUUUCGCAACCCCUGCUUCUGUUGUUAAAUCUAUUGGUUCAAUUGGUGCCAGUUAUGUUUUAUGGGUUGCUGGAUUUAUCAUUGCCCUUUUUGAAGUGCUUGUAUACAUUGAAUUUGUUAUGUACUUUAAGCGUCGUUCUGGAGGUGAUGUUGUUUAUUUGGAACAAGCAUAUCCAAGACCCAAGUUCUUGGUUGCAACUACUUAUGCUGCAGUUACUGUCAUUUUAUCAUUUCUGACAUCUUCUGCUAUUGCAUUCUCUUCAUAUAUCCUUGCUGCUGCAGACUACAAGGCAACUGCUUGGGAACAAAGAGGCGUUGGUGUUGCAGUAUUGACGUUCGUUUGUGGAUUAUCAAUUAUUAAUUCAAGAAUUGCACUUAAGCUUUCCAACAUCUUAGGAUUUAUUAAGAUUGUUUUCGUUCUUUUUAUUGCUAUCACCGGUCUUGUUGUUCUUGGUAACAACACUAGAGUGAAAAACCCUACAGAAAUUUUUAAAGAUUCAUGGAAGGGUUCUACUUCGGACGGUAAUGCUAUCUCCAGUGCUAUCCUUAAGGUUUCUUUCUCUUAUGGUGGAACUGGGUACGUCAUUGCUGUCGCAGGUGAAUCCGACCCAAGAAAGACAAAGAAUAUGUUCAGAUACUUCCUUCCAGCCGUCAUGUUUUCUGUUUUCAUCUUAUAUAUUUUGUUGGUUACUGCUUAUUACGCUGGUAUCAAUGAUAUCAAGCACAUCAAGAGCUCUGGUACUUUAAUUGCAGGUUCUUUCUUCGAUAAGGUUUUCGGAACUAAGUCAUCGAAAAAAGCUCUUAAUGUAAUGGUUGCAUUUUCUGCAUUGGGUCAUUUACUUGCAGUAGUUGUUGGACAUUCUAGAUCCUUAAGAGAAUGUGGAAGACAAGGUGUUUUACCAUAUUCUCAUUUGUGGACUACGACCAAACCAUGGGGAACUCCUGUAUUACCUCUUGUUGCUACUUACAUUGUCAAUGUGAUUGUUUUAAUUGCCCCCCCACCAGGCGAUGCUUAUAACUUCAUUGUUGACAUUGGCUCUUAUUCCGGAUACAUUUUUAAAUUAGUUCUUGUGGUUGGUUUGCUCAUGGUUAGACAACAUAGAAAGGCUGCAGGAUUGUCUUUUGAAGGCUUCAAGGUUCCACUUCCAAUUUUGAUUAUUACAAUUCUCUAUGAAAUCUUUGUCAUUGCCAUGGCAUUUGUCCCACCUACAACUGGUUUGAUUGGUUCUGAUGUUUCAUUCUUCUAUUGUACGUAUGCGUUGACCACUAUUGGAAUUUUGAUUGUAUGUAUCAUCUACUACUACGUUUGGGCAAAGGUUUUGCCAAAGAUUUUCAAUUAUCAACACAGAACACUUUAUUAUACAUUGGAAAAUGGUGAAAAGGGCCAUACCGUUGUCAAAGUUCCAAUUGAUCAAGUUGAAGAUUGGGAUGCUACACACGAUUCGAAUGGUAGAGAGCUUGACGUAGGUGAUUCCAGUUCCGAUAAUAUCAUUAGCGUCGAUCAUGGUACUGAAGCUGGUAAGAAAUAG